Zingiber officinale is the source of this 1081-nucleotide messenger RNA. RefSeq lists its product as uncharacterized. The coding region runs from base 401 to 820 and encodes 139 amino acids. The record is from RefSeq and is a predicted model, not a curated record. NCBI's taxonomy places the organism in Eukaryota, Viridiplantae, Streptophyta, Magnoliopsida, Zingiberales, Zingiberaceae. The transcript is spliced from 2 exons.
CCUUCUCCGAGUUCCACCGCGCAUCUCCUCCACAAAAACCACGACCGACGAGAUAAACUUCACUGCACUGCCCACGUAUUCCUCUGCCUCCACUGAAUUCUCAACCGCAACUCAACUGUUCGUAAAAGUGCACCUGCCCUGGCCCAGCAAAAAGAUGUCAAACGAUCUGAAUCUGAAUUCUGAAUGACGACGUCGGCCUUAUCCUCUGCUCUUAAUCCAAUCCACAAAAAUGGAAGACUUCGUCCACCUUUUUUCACAGCUUAACUCCUCACUCACUCUAAUCUCCUUUUUUUAAUUUCCAGCCGCCCGCGGAAUUCUUCCUCCGGCAGCACCAGUGUAUAGUUGCUUGAUCGUCUUCCCCUGUUUCAGUUCUACUCAUCGAGACCCAAUCACUGAUCUCAUGGAUGGAAAAGGUUUUGAAUCAGAUGAUUCUUCCAUCUCUUCCUCUUCCAAUCUCUCAGACCACGAAGUUUCAUCAUCAUCACCCACAUCGCCACUAUCAACAUCAAGCACUUCAACACGAGGACCUCUGUUUGAUUUGUCUGCUACUCUCAUGGCUGAGCUCCCUGUCAGGAGAGGCCUGUCAAAGCACUUCCAGGGGAAGUCUCAGUCGUUCACAUCUCUAUCUGAAGCCAGAUGCAUAGAGGAUCUCGCAAAGAAAGAGGCUCCAACUUGUGGUAAGCGGAGGAUAAAAGCGUGGAAGAGUUACGGAGGUUUCGUUUCUGGUCCCUGCAGCAGGACUAUAACAAAGAAGUCUUCCAGGUGUUCUAGCAGAAGCCUUCUGUGCCGCAGUAAACCCUCUGCAAGUAAGAAUCUAUGAGAAGCCAGUUUCGCAAGCUAUGGAGAUUAGGAAUAGAAACUGCAUGAAGCUAGCCCACGGCUUGGCAAUAGAAAUUAAAGCCCAAGCGUUUUUGUCUCGCGGAGGUUAACUCCGGCGUUCCUGCCGGUGAAUGUGUUCCAUAAAUUUCUUUUGAGCCACAGUGCGCUUGCAAUGUUUACUCGCAUCUUUCUUGUUUAGUUGGAUUGUAGUAGUUCGUACUCUCGUUGUUUUGGAUGGUGUUUUCAUGAGAAUCUAUCUAGU